This is a messenger RNA of Chrysemys picta bellii (western painted turtle), 3266 nucleotides long. It is a transcript of the gene NEURL1, whose product is annotated as neuralized E3 ubiquitin protein ligase 1. Gene Ontology annotation, molecular function: ubiquitin protein ligase activity. Gene Ontology annotation, cellular component: plasma membrane; postsynaptic density. NCBI's taxonomy places the organism in Eukaryota, Metazoa, Chordata, Testudines, Emydidae. Gene Ontology annotation, biological process: negative regulation of Notch signaling pathway. The record is from RefSeq and is a predicted model, not a curated record.
GCUCGGAGGCUGAGCCGUAGGGAGGGGGGAUUAGAGCCAGAGGCUCCUAAGGAAGAUCAGAGCCCCCCCCUACCCCCCCCGCAUUGGAUCCAAGCAGGCAGCCGCUCCCUCCUCCGGCACCCCCUCCCCGCAGCCCGGGAACCAAGUAAUCCCCAUCGAUGAGGAGGAGGAGGAAGAGGAGACAAAAGGGGAUUUCAGCUCUGAAGUGACAGCAAGGGAAAGGAGAAGCCGCAGCGGAGGCAGAGCAGAGCUGCAGGUUCUCCAAGGCACCCACCCGGCAGCACGGCCCCAGGAAGGGGGACCCCACCACACACGCGCCUUCCAGCUGUCGGCUUGCUCUCUUCUGCCUUUGAUGCCAUGGGUAACAGCUUCUCUAGCAUCCCUGCACUGCCCAGAGGCAACCAGAGCAGAUUCCACAGGGUCCACCACCAGCACCUCAAAGACUCUAUAGGUGGACCCUUUCCGGCUUCCUCUCACCGAUGCCACCACAAGCAGAAGCAUUGUCUGCCCAUCACGCAGUGCGGAGCUUUGUCAAUAAGCCCACUGCUUUUCCAUCCCCACGCCAAGGGGUCCCAGAUCAUCAUGGACACGGCACAGAAGGCAGUGAAGCGGCAGGCCAGCUUCUGCAACGCCAUCACCUUCAGCAACAGGCCUAUCGUGAUCUACGAGCAGGUCAGGUUAAAGAUAACAAAGAAGCAGUGUUGCUGGAGUGGGGCUCUCCGACUCGGAUUUACUUCCAAGGAUCCCUCCCGGAUUAAUCCUGACACAUUGCCAAAGUACGCUUGCCCGGACUUGGUUUCCCAGAGUGGAUUCUGGGCCAAGGCCCUGCCAGAAGAGUUUGCAAAUGAAGGAAACAUCAUAGCAUUCUGGGUGGACAAAAAGGGCCGGGUGUUUUAUCGGGUCAAUGACUCUGCUGCGAUGUUGUUCUUCAGUGGGGUGAGGAUCACGGAACCCCUGUGGGCUUUGAUUGACGUGUACGGACUCACCCGUGGGGUGCAGCUAUUAGACAGUGAAAUUAUUCCUCCCGACUGCCUGCGUCCGAGAUCUUUCACUGCAAUUCGCCGGCCCUCGCUGCGCAGGGAGACAGAGGACACCCGGCUCUCCGUGAGCCUCUGCGACCUCAACCUCCAGGAAGAGAACUUCCACGUGCUGGCCACCAUGUGUCCCAUCCCUCAGAACUCCCUCAAUUCUCAGCAUUCCCAUCUCUUCCCAUCCCAGCUCGAAAGUGACCUCCGCUUCCACCAGCUCAGGGGAGCCCAUGUCAAAAUCCUGGACGACCAAACUGUGGCCCGGCUGGAACAUGCCCGGGAAGAGAGGACUUUGGUUUUCACCAGCAGACCCCUUAGAAUCAAUGAAACCAUUUUUGUCAAAAUUAACAAAUCAAAUGCCUCCCGCUCCGGCACACUGUCAUACGGAGUGACCUCUUGUGACCCUAGUACUCUGAGGCCCAGUGACCUUCCUUAUAACCCAGAGUCGUUGGUUGACAGGAAGGAAUUCUGGGCAGUGUGUAGAGUCUUGGUGCCCCUCCAGAGUGGAGACAUCUUGGGGUUUAUGGUGAAUUCAGAAGGCGAACUGCAUUUGAGUCAUAAUGGUGCCAGCGCCGGCAUGCAGGUCUGCGUGGACUGUUCCCAGCCCCUCUGGAUGUUCUUUGGUUUACAUGGAGCAGUUAUGCAAAUUCGAGUAUUGGGUUCCACCAUAUUGGCCGAGCGACUGGGCCCAUCUACACCGAGCUCUCCCACUUCAGCCCCAAAUUCCCCCACGGUUCUCUGCAGCGGGGUUUCUGAUCCAAUCCUGAGUACGUAUGGCUCCGGUCUGCUCUGCAGCUCCAUCAGCGGCACAGCUCCAAACUCCCCGGUCAGCAUGCCGGAGUCACCCAUCUCCCCAUCUGGCUCAGGGAUCUGGGGGGACGAGUGCACCAUCUGCUACGAGAACAUGGUAGAUACCGUCAUUUACUCCUGUGGACACAUGUGUCUCUGCUACCCGUGUGGGCUGAAACUCAAGAAGAUGGCCAACGCCUGCUGCCCGAUCUGUAGACGGGCCAUCAAGGAUAUCAUCAAAACUUAUCGCAGCACUUAGACCAGCAGCAUGGGUUGGGGGGGGGGGCAGACGUGAGAGGAGCGAGGGGUCUCUGUCUUCACUCAUCAUUUGUGAAAUUCAACAUCUGAACCACCCCCAGGAUGCUGGAGGCAGGGAGGGGAGGGUCCUGCUGGUGCCAGCUCUUCCCUUCCCUUUGCCCCCAACGAGUUCUGAACUCCAGCACAUCAGGGAAGUCAAGAUGAACCACUCUUUCCAAUGGGUUUUACAUUUUAAUCUCAAGAAAACAGCUGGAGCCGUUCUUCCUCUUCUACAGCAUGCCCAGGGAUGUCCCCGCCGCUAGGCUAGCGGGAAAGGUGCGGUGAGGCACACCUUCUGCCCGGUGGACAGUGACAGUAGGCAGCUGGUGAGUGGCAGUAAUACAGAGAAGAAAGUCGGCCUUUUGGGGGCAACUGACCCCAUUUCACAAAAGCCUCUUAAAUGGGCAGGGCUGCGUGGGCCGUUCGGAAGAGCUGGGUGUCCAGCAGGAGUACUGGCGGCAAAGGGUGUGACAGGGCCAGUCUGGCAGGAGAUACAUUAUAAAGCCAAACCCUUUUGCUGGUGGCAGAAUAGUUCCCAGGAACCCUGCUCACUCGAUGCUCUCCGGGGAGCGGUGGCUGGAAAUCGACGGGCUGAAUGCUGCGUGGGGGGAGAGUGGGGCCCAUGGCAGCGGAUGGGUGUGCAGCAUGUGGUUCCUGCGAAAGACUCUAGGGGGGGCAUGGCUCUGCGUGUCGCCGUCCAGCGAGGUGACGGGGUUACGUUUUCAGCAGCCUUGCCCCAGCGGCCUGGCUCCUUGUGGCACUGCACGACUAUAACCCCACUGCACCGAUGCUUGCUCCUGAGUUCUCCCUGCCCUUCACAAGCCAAAGGCCUCUCCCCUGACCCCUCAAUCAGCACUUGCAAAAAACACUGAGGAAGAAUGUCUACACCCGCCCUCCCACCAAUGCUCUGUUUUUAUGGUAGAGUGUUAAAUGUCUCUCUUUGCUUUAAAGGAAGGAAACUUGGGUGGUGAUUACACGCUCUUGGCCACACUGAUGUGACAGGGUGGUCAACGCACUUAGUCAUCAACAAGCAAAAAAGGAAGAAAGUGGCUUAAAACAGAUUUUGUUUCUUUGUUUUAAUGAAGGAGCUUCUGAUUAAAAUAAAAUAAAUAAAUAAAUGGAGAUAUCCCAUCUCCUAGAACUGGAAGGGAC